Messenger RNA from Bipolaris maydis ATCC 48331, 1161 nucleotides. RefSeq lists its product as uncharacterized. Gene Ontology annotation, biological process: polyketide metabolic process. Lineage: Eukaryota; Fungi; Ascomycota; Dothideomycetes; Pleosporales; Pleosporaceae. The record is from RefSeq and is a predicted model, not a curated record.
AUGUCAAUCACAUCAUUCGACACCGCUCCCGGAAGGGGCGGGUUUCUGACAUUCAACUCCUCUCCUCCACGCAUCUACCUCACAAGCACGUAUCCCGCUCCAGAAAAAGCGCUCCUAGCUUGGCAAGAAGAAGGCUACGACGCGCAAUUCCUUCCCUACGAACCGCGCAAGCAAUCCCAAACCGAAUACGUCAAUACCAUCCGAAAGCUCACAGAAGCAUGCCAGCUCGGCGAGCAUUACGCGAUAAUUGCGUAUGGCGAGGCCGCCAGCCUUGUCCUCAAAACAGCACAGAAACCGCUGGCGAAAUGCUGUGCGAUUGUCGCUUUCUACCCGACGCUUCUACCCAGCCCAAAAACCAUGUAUCCGCGAUCGCAUCAAUUGCAGGUCCACGUCGCGUGCUUGAGCCAAGCUAGUGCCAGGCCAGAGAUGUGCGAGUGGAAGCUCUAUCGUUAUGAGAGAUGUGCUUCAGGAUUCCUGGAUCCAUCGUCACCGGCGUACUCGGAAGUAGAAGCCAAUCUAGCUUGGACCAGGGCGCUGGCCAGUAUCCGCAAAGGCUUCGGAAAGAAUGUUGAUUUGGAACCCAUUGCGAUUGCGCAUUGGAACGCGCGUUUUGAAGACGAUGACCCGGAUCGAGCGAGCAUGGCUGUGGCUAAGAACAUGACGCAGGAUAGCCCGCAUGUGACCAUUCUUCCUACGAUGGAAGGCGGCGUGGGAAGAAAGAAGCUGGCUGAAUUUUACGGGGAAUUCUUCGUACCGAGUUUGGUCCCGGAUUUCGAUAUACGCCUGAUUUCACGGACUAUGGGCGUUAAUCGUAUCGUGGACGAGAUGGUUGUGUCCUUUACGCACUCGGAUGAAAUUGACUGGAUACUGCCUGGCGUUCCACCGACAAACAAGCAUGUCGAAAUAGCCAUGGUUAGCAUAGUCGCUGUACGAGGCGACAAGCUCGUUUCGGAACACAUGUACUGGGAUCAAGCCUCCGUUCUGGUGCAAAUUGGACUACUGGAUCCCAAGGCUGUUCCCAAGAAGCAGAAGAGCGACGGGUUGAAGACAUUGCCUGUCACAGGAGCAGAGGCAGCAAAACAGUUGGCGGAGCCACAACAGGGCCAGUACAACAAGUUGCUACAACUACACGGACUGAUGAAUGGAAUGAAUGGGAACUAA